GCUCACAGUCUAUGCCUCAAACUUGCUGCGAAGGUAUACGUAACGAAGAAUGUGGGCCUCAUGAGAAACCACAUGUUGUGGUUCUUAGAUCAACAUCGUCUUCAGUUCCCCAAUACAUGUCGCACAACGUCAACGGUGGGGUGAUCAGAACAUUGAGAUCCGUACAUUGAGAUCUUCACGUGAUGCCCAUCAGCUAUCAGCAAACUGCGCACUGAAGAUCGCAAUAGGUUGUAGUAUACUGAGAUCUGCUGAUAGGUUCUUGUUGGUGUGGUAAAUUUGCCUCACAUGCAGGAUGAUUUUGCUGAGAGCAGAAAUUCGCUUUUUCAAUAAACACCUAUUCUUCCUUGACUUUACAGGAGAUACACAAACAACAAUCGAAUGAACCCUCGUACGUCGUCGUGAUACUAGAUUUUAGAUUGAUGUGUCUUUCGACUCUGAGCCGACCAUUUUAAUUUUUGUAGCGACUUUCUCGAAGCAGAAGGAACCGAAACGCCAGCAACCAGAACUACCUUCAGACAAAAUGGCGGAACAGCACGACCAAGACUCCCUCCCCGUCGUUUUUUUCGACAUGAUGAUUGGGAAGGAACCAGCCGGGAGAAUCGAAAUCACGCUCAGAACAGACCACGCGCCAAAAACCUGCGAAAACUUCCGGGCACUCUGCACAGGGGAGAAAGGUACGGAUUUCAUUUUUGCGUGGUUUAUAUCGUGCAUCACGAAGUACUUUGAGGUUGCCGGCUUUCUAUCACAGGCACAGAGUAGUUGUCCACAAUCAGCAUCUUUGCAUCAUCCCUCCAAAUUUGUAAACCGCAGGUAUCGGCACAUCCGGCAAGCCCCUCCACUACAAAAACACGACCUUUCACCGCGUCAUACCCGGUUUUAUGUGCCAAGGGGGUGACUUCACCGUCGGCAACGGCACCGGUGGUGAGUCAAUUUACGGCAUGAAGUUUCCAGAUGAGAACUUCACUUUAAAGCACACCGGCCCGGGAAUACUCUCCAUGGCAAACGCGGGGAAAGAUACAAACGGAUCGCAAUUUUUCCUCUGUUUGGUAAAAACGGAUUGGUUGGAUGGGAAGCACACGGUAUUUGGCGAAGUGUCGAAUGGCGAGUUGGGGAUGAUGGUGCUGAAAAAAAUCGAAAAUUGCGGGUCCAGCAGCGGAAAAACCAUGAAGCCAGUAGUGAUCGCGGACUGCGGACAGCUCGCAUGAAGAAGUUAUUUUUUCAAUAGCUUUCUAAAAACCUCCAGUAGAAACGAUGAUUUUGGACUGAAAGGUUGGUGACAUGCUCAAUCACAAUAAUUACAACGCUUUUCUUGAAACAAUAAAUUGGCGCCCAACUACAAGGGCGAGAUGAAGAGCCACUGCAG
Molecule: messenger RNA, 1363 nt
Organism: Amoebophrya sp. A120
Lineage: Eukaryota; Dinophyceae; Syndiniales; Amoebophryaceae
Source: the annotation of a GenBank genome assembly